AUGUGCACCACCCUCCUGCUCCUCGGCACGUUGGUCAUGAUGCUGCGGCGUCGCUUCUUCAACAAAGUCGAACCGGCCCCACAGCCUGGUCAGACCUUGCACCUGACUGCCAUCAUCACCAUCAUCUUCAUCAACGUGUGGCCG
Molecule: messenger RNA, 144 nt
Organism: Cariama cristata (Red-legged seriema)
Lineage: Eukaryota; Metazoa; Chordata; Aves; Cariamiformes; Cariamidae
Gene: PRCD
Product: progressive rod-cone degeneration
Exons: 2
Cellular component (GO): photoreceptor outer segment membrane
Source: RefSeq, a predicted model, not a curated record